Molecule: messenger RNA, 2597 nt
Organism: Drosophila erecta
Lineage: Eukaryota; Metazoa; Arthropoda; Insecta; Diptera; Drosophilidae
Product: protein no-on-transient A
Exons: 1
Coding region: 121-2148 (675 amino acids)
Biological process (GO): regulation of DNA-templated transcription
Cellular component (GO): nucleus
Molecular function (GO): RNA binding
Source: RefSeq, a predicted model, not a curated record
AGUUGGCGAUGAACACAUUGCAGUACCUGGUAACAUUCUUUUUCAUACCUGGCAAUACUUCCAAUCGGUGUUUUUUGACAUAGAGCGUUAAAUCUGCGAAAAAGUAACUUUUUGUUUGCAAUGGAAGGCGCUGUUAAGCUUAACAAUUCGAACGCCUCGCCGUUGCCACAACGCCAGCAAAGGGGCAAUCCGACCAACAUGAAUCUGGGCAAGCACACAGGCCCCAAGCAAAAUGCCGCCAGCGACGGUAAUCCUGCUGAGAAAAAGCCAAGAUUUGGAGCAAACAACCAGAACGGUGGCGGAGUAGCUGGUGGUGGCGGUGGUGGUGGUGCUGGUGCUGGCGGUGGUGGCGGACGCGGUGGAUUCGCCGGAAAUCGCAAUCGAGGCGGCAACCAGAAUCAAAACCGUCAGGGUUUCCAAGCUGCAAAUAAUGCACCUCAGAAGCAAAUCAUCGAAUCACCGAAGUCGGCUGCGGGCAAUGUGCCCGCAAAGAACAAUGAACCCGCAGCUGCCAACCCAAGCCCGUCCAGCCAGAAUACCAGCCAGGGUCAGGGCAACCAAGCAGGCCAGGGUAACCAAGGAGGACCGGGCUUCCGUGGUCGUGCCAAUGGCCCGAACCAGCAGAAUCAGAAUGCUAGUCAGGGAAAUCAAGGAGAUCAUGGAGAUAAAGGAGGACCGGGCUCCAGAGGUCGUGGUGGUGGCCAAAACCAGCCGAAUCAGAAUCAGAAUGCCAGCCAGGGUAACCAAGGAGGUAAUCAGGGAGGACAGGGCUUCCGCGGAGCUGGAUGUGGAAAACAGCAGCGCGGAGGCCAGCAGCGUGGAAACCGCGGCAUGCGGUCUGGGGGACCAGGAGGCAUGAACAACUCGUUAUUGGGAGGCGGUGGCCAGCGCGGCGAGGACUUUUUCAUUACCCAACGACUACGCAACAUGGGUGGACCCACACAUGAGUUGCCGCCUAUUGAAUUACCCUCCGAGGCCAAGUUCUCCGGACGCAACCGCUUGUAUGUUGGCAACCUGACCAACGACAUAACUGAUGACGAACUGCGUGAGAUGUUCAAGCCAUACGGCGAGAUCGGCGAGAUCUUCUCGAACCCGGACAAGAACUUUACAUUCCUGAAGGUAGACUACCACCCAAAUGCUGAAAAGGCCAAGCGCGCUUUGGAUGGCUCCAUGCGCAAGGGACGUCAGCUGCGCGUCCGUUUUGCGCCCAACGCUACCAUUCUGCGUGUGAGCAAUCUCAACCAGUUCGUGACCAACGAGCUGCUGUACCAGUCCUUCGAGAUCUUCGGACCCAUCGAGCGCGCCAUCAUCAGCGUGGACGAUCGUGGUAAGCAUACCGGCGAAGGAAUAGUUGAGUUCGCCAAAAAGUCCUCGGCCAGCGCCUGUUUGCGCAUGUGCAACGAAAAGUGCUUCUUCCUGACUGCUUCGUUGCGUCCUUGUCUGGUGGAGCCGAUGGAGGUGAACGACGAUAAUGACGGCCUGCCGGAGAAGGCGAUAAACAAGAAGAUGCCCGACUUCUGCCAGGAGCGGAGUAUCGGACCGCGUUUCGCCGAUGUGAAUUCGUUUGAGCACGAGUAUGGAUCUCGCUGGAAGCAAUUGCAUGAUCUGUUCAAGAGCAAACAGGACGCACUCAAGCGUGAGCUGAAAAUGGAGGAGGACAAGCUGGAAGCCCAGAUGGAGUACGCCCGCUACGAACAGGAGACCGAACGCCUGCGCCAGGAGCUGAGGAAGCGCGAGGUGGACAAUGAGCGCAAGAAACUGGAGUGGGAGAUACGUGAGAAGCAAGCUGAAGAGAUGCGAAAGCGCGAGGAGGAACACAUGCGUCGUCACCAGAGCCAAAUGCUUCGCCAAGAGGAGGACAUGCGAGCCCGUCAGCAGGAGAGUGAAUUGCUUAUACAAGCCCAGCAGCUCAACAUGAUUCUCGACCAGCAGGAAGGAUUCGGAGGUAGCAACUCUGGAUUCGAAAACUUCGUCGAAUCCCCUUUUGAGGUUUUUACUAAUAACAGUAACAAUUCCGCAAUGGUUGGAAUAAAUUCUGGACCUGGAGGACCAGGACCAGAUUCGAAUUUUGAGUUUGGAGCUGGCGUUAACCAACGCGGAAACAGUGGCGUUGGAAACAGUGCUCCAUGGGGACGCCGACGCUUUUAAACAUGGAAAUCAAUAUAGAUAGCGAUCAGAAAAGCCGUAAUCUCAUUGAUUACGCUUAAUAUUUGACAUUUUGCUCGGCUAUGAGUGAACAACAGAGAAUAACAAAGGGAUCGUGUAAGCAAACAUGCAUUCUCAUUAUAAUAACAAUUGAAUUUAAAUAAUUUUAAAAAAUAUAAUGAUAUCAUCGGUCUCAACAAAAAAUCCACCACGAAGUAAUAAAAGAAAAUGACAAAAAAAACCUUAAGAAACAUACAAUCCAAACCCAAACGGCAUGCUUACAAGAUGUGCAGUAUUUCGAAGAAAAUCACCUGAUUACCAUUCAUCUUUUAAUCAUUACGUGCAUCUAUUUAUUCAUUACGAUAAUUUUAGAUAUAUGUAGUGACUAUCUCCAGUAACAUGAUUAAUUUGUGUCUAUCAUUCACAUUAAAUAUAUGAAGAUACGACUAAAA